GAAAAACGACGAUAUCCUCCACAUAUAUUGAUAAGAGAAAGAUUUAAGGGAAUCUUUGUAAAUCCAGCGUUCCACUCAGAAUAAAAGAAUGCUGGACUUUAAAAUAGAAUUGCUCAAUCCUCUGCAUACAUACUUCCCGGGGCAAAAUAUAGAGGGAAGGAUUAUUAUAUCCCUGGAUAAACCUAAGACAAUGUCCAGUCUAAAGAUAGAGUUGAGAGGGGAUGGACGUGUUCACUGGACUGAAAGUAAAACAGUAACUAGGGAUGGUAAAUCAGAAACAGAAACAAUUCAUAGAAGGUCUCAUGAGAGUUAUCUUGCGAUGGAUACCAUUCUCUUCAAUGGACCAGAGUUGGGUGCUGGAUUUCAUGUGUUUCCGUUCAACCUAUUCCUUCCUACUAACCUUCCUUCAUCAUUUGAAGGACAGCAUGGAAGCAUCAGAUAUUAUGUUCAGGGUGUUGUAGUGAGAAGCUGGAAAUGGAACCAUAGGGUUAAAAAGCACUUCACUUUGAAUAGUAUAGUAGACCUAAAUAUGUAUCAGGGGUGUAAUCACCCUGGAGAAUCAAGGGAUUCUAAAACAUUUUGUUGUCUUUGCUGCCGGUCAGGUCCUCUCUGCGCUUUAAUUAUGACAGACAGAAGCGGGUAUGUACCUGGAGAAUCCAUAAUAUUCACAGCAGAGGUGGAUAAUCAAUCAAGCAAGGAAAUGACGAACUCAACUGUACAGCUGGUGGAGAAAGUAACCUUUAAAGCUGGUGGACACACAAGAUCAACUUCAAGGAUUAUAGCAGAGCAGCAGCGAGGUCGAAUUGGUCCUGGAGAUUCCGACCUGUGGAACAAGGUUGCAAUGUAUGUUCCAGGAUUACCUCCGUCUAAUCUUGGUGGUUCAUGUAAUAUUAUACAGCUUCAGUAUAUUCUACAACUUGUUGUGCAUCCCUCAGGCGUAGGAUUCGCUCUUACUGUGAGUUUGCCUAUUACUAUUGGAACCAUUCCUCUUCAAGAAUAUAUGAACCAAUUCUCCUAUAACUCCGGGAUAGGUACUGCACCUCCUCCGCCUCCCGCGAUAUAUAAUUCAGACCCUACUCAGAAUCAACCAGGAGCAAUAAGGUUCUAUGCUCCAGGAUCAGACAUUAAUGCUCCUCCACCAUAUCCCCCUGUUGGCUAUAACCCUUCUGCAUAUCCCCCCAGCGCCUCUGCUCCCCCUGGCGCCUACCCGCCCGGCGCCUCUGCUCCUCCUCUGCCCACAAGUUUCUCUGCAUACUCCAACCUUCCCCCUCCAUCCUAUGCAUCAAGUGUAUGGGGAGAGGUGAAUGUAAAGGCUGAUGAUGAUGAUGAACAUACAAGGGGAGAUUUUAAAUUUGUUCCUCAAUAUCCUACUUAUAAUGUUAUUAAACCCUACUAGAUGUUUAGACUUAUACUUCAUUUUACUCUGUGUUUUGAAUAUCUAAUUUUAAAUUUUUAAUGUGAUUAAACCUGUCUAUAGAUGUUCAGAGUUUUACUUGAUUAAAACUUAUUUGUGUUUUUGAAUAUGUAAUUUAAAAUUUUUAAUGUGAUUAAACCUUAGAAGUAUUUGAAUAUGAUACCUUUAUUGUGUAUCUUUUACGAUUAAACCUUAGCAGAGCUGUUUUGAAUUUAAAAAAAAAUGUUUUUGAUUGAAAAUAAUAUUUCACCUUUCGUUAAAUUUACUUUAUUUUAACGUGCUAUCAUAUGAAUGUUGAUAUGCUCAGUUAACGAAGUGAUAGUUUAGGCUAUAUCAUCAAUAGAUGAUUUGGAGAAUUAGAAAACUAUCACUCGGAGAUAUAAUGGGAUUUAAUCAAUAUAUUCUAUAAAUAAAA
This is a messenger RNA of Eurytemora carolleeae, 1829 nucleotides long. Its product is annotated as arrestin domain-containing protein 17. The transcript is spliced from 13 exons. Gene Ontology annotation, cellular component: cytoplasm. The coding region runs from base 89 to 1396 and encodes 435 amino acids. The record is from RefSeq and is a predicted model, not a curated record. Gene Ontology annotation, biological process: protein transport. Lineage: Eukaryota; Metazoa; Arthropoda; Copepoda; Calanoida; Temoridae.